Linnemannia hyalina is the source of this 576-nucleotide messenger RNA. Lineage: Eukaryota; Fungi; Mortierellomycota; Mortierellomycetes; Mortierellales; Mortierellaceae. The record is from the annotation of a GenBank genome assembly.
AUGGCUCCUCAACACAGAGACUACUGCUGCUGCUGCAUUCCCCUCCGCUUCGCAGUCUUCAUCAUCUCCUUGAUUGCUCUCGCUCUUGGUGGUUUCAACCUCUGGUCCGUCUUGAGAGUGGCCAAUGCUGAUCAAACCUCAAAAAUCGCUGGGUACGUUGCUACCGGUGUCUACGGUCUCGUAGGUGUCAGCGGCAUGCUGAGUGUGAUGUGCAAGGUCUACUCCUUGGCCAAGAACUUUUCCGUCCUCUGGUGGACCACAACCAUCAUUGUCACCAUCCUCAACAUCAUCACCGUCAUCGUUCUCGCCACCUCCCAGAAGGAGAAUGCUCGCGAUGUCUGCCGCACUUCGAUCAUCAACGACAACACACUCUACAACCCCUCGACUCUCGAGGACGAUGUCGACACUUGCUACAGACUCGCCCUCAUCAUUGCUGGUGUUGCCUUAGCUGUGGAGACCACCAUCAUGUCCCUCUGCGGCUGGGUUGCUAGCCGCUACACUGGCGAGGUCAAGCACAUGCAUGACCAUGAGUUCAACACCCAGGCUCAGAUCCAGAUGGCUUACCCAAAGGCUUAA